Messenger RNA from Larimichthys crocea (large yellow croaker), 4263 nucleotides. It is a transcript of the gene tbc1d30, whose product is annotated as TBC1 domain family, member 30. The transcript is spliced from 15 exons. Gene Ontology annotation, cellular component: endoplasmic reticulum. Bases 219 to 3500 code for a protein of 1093 amino acids. NCBI's taxonomy places the organism in Eukaryota, Metazoa, Chordata, Actinopteri, Sciaenidae. The record is from RefSeq and is a predicted model, not a curated record.
GGAGGGGGGGAGAGGGGACGGAGGAGAGUCCAUCAGGGAGGUGGAAUAAAAGCCGUUGGUCGGGUGUCUACCUUUCCUGCGGCGGAGGAAUGGAAUGAUCCAGGAACUCUAUCCUCCUCGAAGAGACGCUCAAACUUUAUGUGGAGAAAUGGCGGCUUGAAUUUAAAGGUUAAAAAACACAAGAACGGAGUUUAAUCAGGCUUAUUUAUUAAUUAAUAAUGUCGUCGGAGGUGACGUUAGUCAGGAAUGAACUUUUGGAAGUUGACAUAUGUGACCGCGGCGUGUGCUCCGAGGACGAGAGCGGCGUGUUUGUGAACUCCGCCGCCCCCCCGCAGGAUGAGUUCUCCGGCUUCCAGCAGUGGACGAGCCCGGCCGAGCCUCCGGAGGACACAUCACCACCACCGGAGCAGGUCCACACCGAGCAGGCAGCUCCGAGAACAGCCGCAGACAGCGACUCUGACUCCCAGGGAGAUGGACUGAAAGCCCCGAGGAGCUCCAUCGUGGACUGCCUGCUGGUGGAGCUCUACGACACGUACAGCGGAGGCAGCAGGAGGAACGCGGACAGCUGGGACAGCUCCACGGAGGCGUCCGGCUCCGAUGCCUUCCUGGGCCGCAGCAACUCCGGCUCCAGCUUCCUCCAGGAGCUCCAGGAGAAACACACCAGGAGGCAUCAGAUGAACUACCUGGCCCAGAAAGCCCCGGAGGAGCUGCACUCCAUCAUCCAGGAGGUGAAGUAUCGCUCGGGCCUGCAGUCGGCCAAGCUGAUCCGUCAGCUGAGGAGACGGGACCGACUCUGCCACAAGCUGCAGAAGAACUACGACAUCAUCACGGCGUGCCUUCAGGCCGUCUCGCAGAAACGACGUGUUGACACAAGGCUGAAGUUUACCAUCGAGCCAUCGCUGGGAAAGAACGGAUUCCAGCAGUGGUACGACGCCCUAAAGGCCGUGGCUAGACUCCCUACUGGGAUCCCAAAGGAAUGGAGGAAGCGGGUUUGGUUAACGCUGGCAGAUCAGUACCUCCACAGUAUCUCCAUCGACUGGGAGAAGACGCUUCGUUUCGCCUUUAACGAGCGUAGCAACCCGGACGACGACUCCCUCGGCAUCCAGAUCGUCAAGGACCUGCACAGGACGGGCUGCAGUUCUUACUGCGGCCAAGAGGGGGAGCAGGACAGGGUGGUGCUGAAGAGGGUGCUGCUCGCCUACGCCCGCUGGAACAAAGCGGUCGGCUACUGUCAAGGGUUCAACGUGCUGGCUGCCCUCAUACUGGAAGUCACCGAAGGCAACGAGAGCGACGCUCUGAAGGUGAUGAUCUAUCUGAUCGACAAAGUGCUGCCGGAGAGUUAUUUCGCUAACAACCUGCGAGCGCUGUCAGUGGACAUGGCGGUGUUCAGAGAUCUGCUGCGUCUGAAGCUGCCCAGACUGUCCCAACAUCUCCACCACCUCCAGAAAGCUGCCAACAAAGAAGCCGGAGGCAGCUACGAGCCUCCGCUGACCAACGUGUUCACUAUGCAGUGGUUCCUCACCAUGUUCGCCACCUGCCUGCCUGCACCCACCGUGCUGAAGAUCUGGGACUCGGUGUUCUUCGAGGGUUCGGAGGUGUUGUUCCGGGUCGCCCUCGCCAUCUGGGAGAGGCUGGGAGAGAGGAUCGAGUAUUGUCAGACAGCAGAUGAGUUUUACAGCACGAUGGGUUGCCUCACGCAGGAGAUGUUGGAGCACAACCUCAUCGAUCCUUCUGAGCUCAUGCAGGAGGUUUACUCCAUCGCAGUGUUUCCUUUCCCUCAACUGGCCGAGCUGAGAGAGAAAUACACCUACAACAUCACUCCGUUCCCUACCUCAGUCAAAUCCAACGGAAGCGGUGGUCUGGGCAGCUGGGAGAGCGACGACGACGCCGACAUGGAUGAUGAAGACUCCAUGGUGACGGCGCUCGGUUGCCUGGGUCCCCUGGGCGGCCUGCUGGCCCCCGAGCUGCAGAGGUACCAGAAACAUCUGAAAGACCAGAGAACGGAGCAGGGGAACAUCGCAGAGCUGAGCCCAGGAGCGGUGGGAGCUGCAGGGGCAGGAGGUGGUGGAGGCGGCGGAGGAGGAGCAGGAGGAGGAGGAGGAGGAGGAAAGGGCGCCAAGGCGGAGCAUCAAGCAGCGAUCAACAGCAUGAUGAUGGAGAGAAUGAGCACCGACAUCUACGCCCUGAAGAAGCAAUACACCCGCAUCAAGAGGCGGCAGCAGCAGCAGGCUAUGCAACUCUACAUACGCACAGGACUUGGACCUGGAGUGGCCACAUAUCCAGGGAUUCCUCAGGAGCAACGCAACAAUCAGAGCGACAGUACCGGCCCCAACACUGACGACAAGUGCCCCGCCACCCGUGUCCUGCCCUCCCAACUCAACCCCACCAGCUCCGUAGUCAACCACCUCCUUCUGGGUCGGAAACCACGCGGAGGGAGCUCCAGGCUCCCAUCCACUAGCACAUCCACGCUACCAGGGUGCCGACCCACUUCUCUGUCCCAGAGUCAGGGCUCCCCAGCCAGGCAGCGCUGUGGCUCACUGCCCUCCAACAGCAGUGGAUCUCCGGGGAGCUCUGUAGGAGGCGCGGGGUCACCCUGGCGGGCUCACGUCCGGGUACAUCGAAGGAACAUCGCCAGGGCCCGAGCACAGCUGGGCUUUGGGGAUUCAGAGGAAAGGGAAGACGAUGAGAAGGAGGAAGGAGAAUCGAGAUAUAAAGGUGAGGAGGAGAGAAAUGAUGAUGAGGAGCAGAUAGAGGGGAGUGACUACUCUGUGUCUCCAUCUCCUGGUCCCUCUGGUCCAGGGUCGGUAUGUGAAGAGGCUCCACAGGUUGGACAUGAGACAAAAGAAGCAGAAGUUGCAGAGGUGGUGGUGCAGCUAGACUCCCUGGAUCUAGAGGACGAAUCAGACAACGCACAACCAGAUACACAACCCACACCACCAGAGUCUAGACCUGAACCCAGAGUCCCUCUCCUCCCUCCUCCUCCGUCCUCCAACAGACACAAAGAAUCAGAUUCAUUGGGUUCAGAAAGAAACACCGGCUCCAACAGACAUUCCCCCUCCAUCGCUUCUUCCUCAUCGUCCGUCCAAAGUCCGUCCCCCUCUCUGGGUCCAUCCUGCUCGUCCUCUCCGACACCACCCUCCACUCCAACACCGGGUUCCACAUCCCGCCUCCCCUCAUCCCACUCAGCUAACGGCCUCUCCUCGCUCCCUCUUGCCGCGCCCUCCACCUUUUACAAAACGUCCUCCCCCUCCACUCCCUCGCUUUCCUCCGUCUCCUCGUCCUCCAGAUCUCACAUGUCCUCCUCCCCGUCCACCCCGGCGUUCACUCAGAAGCAGCAGGUCUAUUCCCCGUUCCCCAGCGUGAAGCAGCCCAGGAAAUCGGCGGCAGCCAGAAACCUCGGCCUCUACGGUCCCACAUCCAGAACACCCACAGUCCACUUCCCUCAACUCAGCCGCAACCUCAACCGCAGCAGCGGUGCCGGCACCACCGGGAGGCGAUGAAGACCCUCUGCAACCUCCUGAACUGAUGCCACAGACACACAAUGUUGUUACAUGAUGUGAAAAAUCACUCUUAUAGCUACACCGUGUUGCCUCCUGCAGAUCAAGAAAACAGCCCACAUCUUAGGAAGUAGUUUGAAAACUGUAGAAAUGUGAAGUUCAGAGGUGUGUAGAAGAUUGUGGUUCCCCUGAUGAAGGCGCCAUCAAGUGUAAAAGAAAUUUCUUCAUGUUCUGUUUCAUGUUUCAUCUGUAAAGCAGAACUGUUACAGUAUCAAGCCCUUUACAGUGACCUAUGCAGGUCCUUCUAAUGUGAUUAAAGACAUAAGAAGUUAACUUUGUUUUUAGGACUCAACAGUUUGUGAACCUUCUCCUUGGACUGGACCAUGAAGACACUGGCGUGGACAAAUGCUUCCCUCUGAUGAACUACAUGUUUCCCUUUGAGAACACACAAUAGCCAUCCAGUUGUUUCUAUGCCAAGUAUUUAAAGAAAAUAAACCCACGAAACCUAAGUCUCUGUAUACGAAGAAUCAUUAAAAAACCCAAAUCUUAAAUCUUUUAAAGUGACGAAGCACUUAACGUUUCUCAUUCUGUAUCUGCACUCUGUCUGUAACUUGUCUGUUGAACACGAGGAAUGUCAUUAAAAGCGUGAACGGGGAGCGCUUACUCCCAUGUUGGCCACGUUUUUUUUUUGAGUGUGAAUACUGUGUAAAUGAAAUGAAAUGUGGCAAAUCUAAAUAUAAAGGAAUUUACCAUAUCAAAUGAGGCU